Cordyceps fumosorosea ARSEF 2679 is the source of this 2484-nucleotide messenger RNA. RefSeq lists its product as hypothetical. The transcript has 2 exons. The record is from RefSeq and is a predicted model, not a curated record. Gene Ontology annotation, cellular component: Mon1-Ccz1 complex; intracellular membrane-bounded organelle. NCBI's taxonomy places the organism in Eukaryota, Fungi, Ascomycota, Sordariomycetes, Hypocreales, Cordycipitaceae. Gene Ontology annotation, biological process: vesicle-mediated transport. The coding region runs from base 1 to 2484 and encodes 827 amino acids.
AUGGCGGCCCCCGCGUCGGGCACCCCUGUCCCCGCGCAGCUGGGCUUCCUCGCCAUCUAUAAUCCAUCCCUCGGCGACUCCGACGAUACAAUCGACGACCAGAUAGUCUACUACUCCUCCGUCACCUCGCAGGCCGCCGCGCCCGCUAAGAGACGACGCGCGCGCACAAGAGGCCGCCCGGCCGAGGGCAUCUCGCCCGACGAGCGCAAUGAGCGCCUGCGCCAGAUCGGCCUCGCCCAGGGCAUGGUCAGCUUCAGCCGCGGUUUCACUGACGGCGACCCCGUCGACAGCAUCGAGACGGAGACCACCAGGGUCGUUGUGCACGAGCUCGAGUCCGGGUGGUGGAUCUUGGCGAGCAUCGAUCUUAACAAGACACCGUUGCCACCGCGGCUCAUCACCAAGAAUGGUGAGUCGCAAGAGGAAAAGUAUGACCACAACACCAAGGAAAUGAAACCCGCAGCCCUCGUAUUACGUGAUCUCCAGCGCGCGCAUCGCAUCUUCUUAAUGCAUCACGAUGUCUCCCUGAGCUCUCUGUUUUUACGCCUACCACGACACAAGUUCGUCGCGGUCCUCAGCCGCUACUGGGAUCUCUACCUGUCCACCUGGAAUGUCCUGCUACACGGGAACCCCGCCAGAGAUAUUUAUCAGGGCAUCAAUAUUGCGGCCUCGGGUGAGCUUGGCGUCGGUGUCGGCGAAGAAGAGCGCGGCAGCGGCGAGCGCGAGGUACUCGAAGGCCUGGUUGGAAGGACAGAGGGUCUCGUGGACCUAGUCGUGUCCAAGUUUGGCAGCGUGGAUGACAAUGUAUCAGAAUCAAGAGGCCAAGCUGCGCCGCCUUGGUUAGGCAGUGGGAGGGAGCCUUCAAUAGACGACGGAGCCAUCUUCCUAGGCACAGGUGCACUUUCCAGGAAGUCUCUGAGAGACGUGACGCACUGGAUGGAGGACCUGUACACAUGGGGAGAACAUGCAUACGGAGUGAUUGAGAGCCCAAUCUCAACACGAAAGACGCGACCGAAGAAAGCUAAUCCUCCAAGUGACAUCACCAAGGCACUUGCAGCGGAUUCAAAAGGCGUGAGCCAAACAAAACCUACGGGGCUCUCGACGCAAAGCAGCGAGUCAACAAUUAAGGAGCUGAAAACCAAGAAGUCCGAUCCUCCGACACCCAACACGCCAGUUAGUACAACGGACGAUAAGCCGGUUGAGGGUGCAAAGAGCGGCGGCCAAGUAUCUACACCACAGGUUGCUGGAGCUGAAGAUGGCAAACUUGAUAAGAUGGUGAGCUACCUAAAGCUUGGCUAUGGUCAAUAUUGGACCAUUCCUGGUGUCCCUGGUCUUUCUGGAUCUUCCACCGAGCAAGCUGCCGACCAAGACAAGACGAAGACUGCCGACCAAGUUAAGUCGAAGGCUGCAGAACCAGCGGUUCCCAAAAGACCUCCCACACCUAAGCCCUCUCCAUCUCAGGAAGCAGCUGGUCAUUAUCUCAUCGGCCUCAAGGGUGAGAUCGAGGAAGCAUACGGCGGCGAUGACGACGACGGCGCUGCGUCUGAUGAAUCAGAAUCCGAGCGCGACGCCCGUACUGUGCUGCGAACCAUCCAUGCUGAACUAGAGGACAACAGAAUAAGCGGCGUUCACACUGGCCAGUUGCCGCAUAGCCAAACAGACACAGGCGGUGCUACGCUCACGGAAGUGCAGAUGCGUGGCUCCAUGCGUCCAGGCGCAAAUGCCCAAGAAAACAGCAAGUCCCAGAAGCUACGCGUCGUUGUGUAUGUCAACCGGCCCUUCAUCUUUGUGUUCCUGUUUCGCCUGCGGACAGACUCUCUGGCAUGGGACUCUCUGUAUCGAUCCUUGCAUUACCAGCUCUCGCCACUUCGCCGGCCCCUCCUCACCUCUACCCAAUACCGUCCCGAGCGGCCAGACACGGGCCGCAGCGGCGGUGCCUCGGGCAUCUACGACUUGAUCUGGAACCCCGUCGACCUGACCGUGCACACGACGGUGCCCAACAUCCCCGACCACCUGUACCCGGCCGACGACCACGCGUCGUCGCUGCGGUGGUCCCGCGCCGACGCCGUCAACACGCAUCUGCACAUCCUCGGUGUGUACAGCGGGACGCGGUCGCCGCGCGUGACGGACUUGGAGCGCACGCAGAAGACGAGCCGCGGGUGGUGGGUGGUCUGGACACGACUCGUGCAGCGCGAGGCAGGGUCCCGCGCGACGACUCAGUAUCUGCCGGGGAACUCGCCGGGCACGUCGGCGCCGCCCUCGCCCCGGCCCGGCUCGGAUGCGGGAGUGGGCUCGGUUGUUCUGGGCCUGACGACGACGAGCAAGGAAAUUUUCCUGAUACGCCGCGCAAGCGACCACGUCUCGUCAGGGAGCGGCAGCUUGGGGCUAGGAGGGGGAGCUGGCGGCGUCGAGUCUGUCGGACGGCUUGCGCAGGGGAUCGGGGUCGACACUCGGCGAUACGUGGAGGACCUGCUUAGUAUGCUAUAG